AUGUUUGAAUUACUUUGGGGUGUAUGUUGAGUUUUCAUGAAUUAAACGUAGUAGUAAAAUGUAAUUGAGGUAGAAUAUUUAAUUGUACAAGAAAUUUCGAUUAAUAUACUCUCAAAAACCAAAGAUAAAAGAUUCUUAAUAAUUCCUAGUCAAGUGAAUCAAAUUUUCAUUACAAAUUUAGUUUUUCUUUUAAAUUUGUGCUAAACUAUUUUUGAUAUAAAACUGUAUGUGAAUGAUUUUAUUUUUCACUAAAAGUCUUAUAUUUGAUUCGUUAGUGUGUGAGCUUACAAAUAAACACCUUUACGCAAAAAUGAAUUAAAAAAAAUAAUAAUUAAAAAGUUAGUGCAAAAAUAUUUACUAUUGUUUCCUGUUACGUGCGUACUGUGCAUCAGUUCAUGGAACUGUUACAUCAAUCAAUGUGUGUGUGUGGGUUUAGUGAUUUAAAAAACAUAUGACAUGGCUCUUUAAGUUGAUCUUGGAAGUAAGAAAACUGAAUUAAAAUGGUUACAAUGAAUUCUUCUGAAAAGGCGCAGAAAGCCUGUCAGCAAGGCCCGUCCAGGGACACCACGAAAAGCACCAAAGAUGACAAAGACAAAGAUAAGAAAGACAAAGAUACGAUGAUAGCCAACCUGCCUCCGAGCGUUCAGGCGCUGAUGUCAACUAUACCGUCACCCGAGGAGUCGCCCAACUACCUCGUCUAUAAAAAGAUGGAGGCUAUCAUAGAGAAGAUGCAAGAUGAGACGACUGGUGUCCCUGUUCGGACUGUGAAGAGUUUCAUGACGAAGAUACCAUCGGUGUUCACCGGCUCCGAUCUCGUGUCCUGGCUGAGCCGACACCUGAGCCUCGAGGAAAGCUGGGAGUCCCUUCACCUGGCACAUCUGCUGGCCGCCCAUGGGUACCUGUUCCCAAUUGACGACCACUGUCUCACCGUCCGUAACGACAAUACGUAUUAUCGAUUUCAGACGCCGUACUUUUGGCCGUCGAAUCAGUGGGAGCCGGAGAAUACGGACUACGCGGUCUACCUCUGCAAGCGUACGAUGCAGAACAAGGCUCGCCUGGAGCUGGCCGACUAUGAGGCGGAGUCGCUCGCGAGAUUGCAGAAGAUGUUCAGCAGGAAAUGGGAGUUCAUAUUCAUGCAGGCGGAGGCGCAGAGUAAGGUGGACAAGAAGCGAGAUAAGUUGGAAAGGAAAGUUCUAGAUAGUCAGGAGAGGGCGUUCUGGGAUGUGCAUCGUCCGAUGCCGGGCUGCGUGAACACAACAGAAAUGGACCCGAAGAAGCUCUCCAGGAUCAACGCUAUCAAGGCGAAGAGACUACGUCAGUGCCAGGAAUUGAUAUUACAGCAUAAUUUAAAGAAUAAUCCAAUAGUGACAAUAACAAAUGCUCAAGAAAGCGAAGAGGCGAUACAGAAGAAUAUUGAGAAGAAUAAUGAAAGUUCUGUCAAAGAGAACGGCGAGACGUCCCAGACACAACCAGAGACAAUAGAAGUCGAGAAGACCAUAGAGCAGCAAAUAGAGGCGGCAAAGAGACAGCUCUCGGUAUUGAAGGCUCGUAUGGAGAGAAGAAACGUUCGAGUCAGCAAAGUAGCCGAGAUGUUUAUAUCUUACUGUGAGCAGUACUCUGAGUAUGAUGCGUUCCUAACACCCCCCGAAUGGCCGAACCCCUGGAUAAGUGAUACGACGGAACUUUGGGACCAGGAGAAACAGUGUAAGGAGCCGUUGCCGUUACGUCGUGUCCGGCGCUGGUCCUUCGGUCUCCGGGAACUGCUCCGAGACCCUCCGGGUAGGGAGCACUUCGCCAAGUUCCUCAGCAAGGAGUUCAGUGGGGAGAAUCUCAAAUUCUGGCUGGCGGUUCAAGAGUUGAAGGCGUUGCCGAUUCGAAGAGUGUCGUCGCGCGCCAAGGAGAUAUGGAAGGAGUUCUUCGCGGCGGACGCGCCGUCUCCUGUUAACAUCGACGCUGCUAGCAGAGAAUUGACUAGGACGAAAGUGGAGUCGGGCACAGCUGAUAGGUACUGCUUCGAUCAGGCGCAGGCGCACGUGUAUCAUCUCAUGAAGUCAGAUAGUUACUCCAGAUACCUCAGGUCGGAGAUGUACAAGGAUUAUUUGAAUGGGUCCAAGAAGAAGACAUCAGUUAAAGGGAUACGAUCGAUCGUCUCUUUCACCGGCAGGAAGGAAACAUCGGCUAACUGAAGCUAUAAAUUGCUGGAACACCAUCAGAUCAGAACGAUCAGAACGAUUCAAGAUUCGAUUUUUGAAAUUGAUUUGAAUUUGGAAUUUAAAAAGAAUAACAUUUAAAACCAAAUAGUAAUUACAAGUUUAGUAGAAACAUUUUGUUAUUUUUAAUUCGCUCGUUUUUGAGUUUAGUAGUUCUUAAACGACAAACAUUAUUCGAUUGUUUUUUUGUACGAAAAUAUUGUUUUAGGGAUUUUGUUAAUAAUCUCUCAAAUAAUAAUGAAAGAUAUCGUUUUGCGUCAGAUACAUUGCGUCCAAACGUUACACACAAAACGUUGCACGCACAUUAUUUUUUUUUUUAAUUGUGUCGUUUAGCGUUAGAGACCUUGCACUAAAAGGUUACACAUAAAAUUUUGCACGCUUAUUUGUAUUUGAAUUUCAAUUGUCUCGAAAGGUGCUUUAUCUAACAAUUUUUUUUAUGUUUAAUGUGAAAUUAUGUUGUUUAUAGACGCUAUAUUGAGGCUCGGAAUUAUAAUUGUCACGGUGUAAAUUAGUUUUUCGAAUAUGGCUAAUAUGGCCACAUCCGCCAUAUUCGCCAUAUUAGGUUUUCGACUCUGAUUCCACCGAAACCAAAGUUUUAUUUUUUUAUUAACAUUAUCAGAAAGACUGUCCUAAUGUAAACUGCCCCUUUUUUUUGUUUAGUGUAAAUAGAUUAGUUUUAGACAAUAUUGUUUAGGAAAGCGUUGUAGGCAAGUAGUCUGCCUAAAAUAAUUGAAGAUAAGUAACAUCAGAAUACAGACGUAGUAACGAUCUGUUAUUUUCCCACUGCUGGGCAUUAAUCUUAAAAACCCCCUUUUUAAAUUUCCUUUAUUGUUAACUAACUGCUUCAACUGUUUGCACUCAAAAAGAAAUUACUCCCAGUCUUUGCAAUGUUUUUCAUUAAUACUCCGCUUCUAUUGGUCGUAGCGUAGUAUAGCCUAUAGCCUCGGUAAAUGGGCUAUCUGUCAGUGAAAGUUUUUUUUUUUUAAAUCGGACCAAUAGUUCCUGAGAUUAGUGCGUUCAAACAAACAAACUCUUCAACUUUGUAUUACUAGUAUUGAUGUGUCGCUUAUAAUAGUGAAAUGACAUGGAUGUACUCAAAAUUCAAAGUAUUGAUGAAUGGGCGGUACCCGAUUAUGAACACGCCCACCACAUAUCGGGGAAGAACACUGUCCUCCUCGACGUCAUGAGCUGUUAUAGGUCCUGUGAGCGUUACUUCUAGUUUGGUCACAUUUUUAUUUGAGCAAACAAUAUCACCCCUACGGGUGAUGAUACGGGAUGAAAUUAUUUAUAGGCUCGAAUUUAAUUCGUGGAAUUAGGUAUAUGUGGUUAUAUUUUCAUCCGACGUACAUCUUCAUCCAUCUCGAUUUCGAAUCCAUAACGAAUAUUAUUAUUUUUGAAUUCAAACCUGAAUUAUUUCCCGUUCCUUAUAAUAAGGUUACUUAUUAAAUGCUCCUUCGAUCAUAUAUAAUAAUAAUGAUAGUUUCUAACUUUGAGAAUCGUUUUAGUUUUUAACUAAAGAUUUAAAUGGAUUUUAAAGAGAGCAAUCGACACGUCAAUAUAUUUAGUAUAUUCUAAUCGAAGAUUAUUGAAAAUAA
Vanessa atalanta (red admiral) is the source of this 3805-nucleotide messenger RNA. RefSeq names its product regulator of G-protein signaling 7 (gene RSG7). The coding region runs from base 501 to 2186 and encodes 561 amino acids. Gene Ontology annotation, biological process: G protein-coupled receptor signaling pathway; intracellular signal transduction; regulation of G protein-coupled receptor signaling pathway. The record is from RefSeq and is a predicted model, not a curated record. The transcript has 16 exons. Lineage: Eukaryota; Metazoa; Arthropoda; Insecta; Lepidoptera; Nymphalidae.